Phoenix dactylifera (date palm) is the source of this 1298-nucleotide messenger RNA. NCBI's taxonomy places the organism in Eukaryota, Viridiplantae, Streptophyta, Magnoliopsida, Arecales, Arecaceae. The record is from RefSeq and is a predicted model, not a curated record.
GUUAAAGAUUAGAGUUUUUCCUUGAGAAGAAAGCCUGAGAGUAGAGACUACUAGCGCAUCGUCUUCGACGAUAUCCAUGGGCAACCACGGCUCAUGCAUCCGGCGGAGCACCAGACCGCGCACGGCCAAGGUGGUGGACGCCGAGGGGAAUCUCCGGCGAGUCGAGAUUCCCGCCGGCGUGGCGGAUCUGAUGCUGGAGGCCCCCGGUCACGUGGUGGCGCAUGCAGAGGAGGUGGUGAGGACGCGACGGGUGUCCGGUUUGCGGGCCGAGGAGGAGCUGCGGCCCGAGGAGGUGUACCUGCUGCUGCCGGUGGACCGGAUCGGGUCCAGGAUCUCCGACCAGCAGAUCGCGAUCGCGAUCGGCGCCGUCGAAGGUGGGAGGAGGUGGAGGAGGAAGGGGAAGAAGGGGAAGCAGGGAUGUGGGUAUGGGAGCCGGGUAUUCCCGGCGGUAGCCGGUGAAGACGCGGAGAGGGGAGGGGAGGAGAACGGGUUGUCUAAGGAGGGGAAGGUUGCCGGUUUUCCUGGUCAACGGAUUGGUGGUCACCGGCAGUGGAGGCCGGUGCUUGACACCAUCCACGAAUCCAAUUAGGGUUUGUUUUGGUUUCUCAUGUUUACACCGUCACACCAUCAGAUGCACCAAGAGCAUGGAUAUUUCAUGAAAGGCUAGCUCCCAUCAUGUUCAAUGUUUCAGAACCUGAGAGCUCCAUUAGAUUAUCAAUCCAACUGUCGAUCCAAAAGUAUAUGUUUUGAUCGGAUAUAUCCAAAAUCUGCAAAUUCCACAAAUCUAUGCAACCCGUUGACCUAAGUUGGUCAAUCGCAUGGCUCAUUUGGAUUAGCUAUUUAAAAAACACUAAAAUGUGAAAAAUAAAAUGUAUAUUAUUAUUUUAUCUUUUAGGAUUAGAGUUUGAUUUCAGCCAUGUCAAGAGCUUACCAUCUAAGUCCAAAUUCUUUCAUUAUUUUUGCCACUAUAUAUUAGUUGCAUGACAUGUUUAGUAAAAGAUAUCAGUGAACAUUCUUUAUAUUGCAAGCAUAGGUUGUAAAAUAUUAUAAUUUUUUGUAAGACAGAUAUUUCAUAUAUAAUAAAGUUAUACAUUUAUAUACUUUAAAAAUAUAUCUAUAUUAUGUAAAUAUUUAUUUAUUGUAAUAUCAUAGGUCAAUGGAUUGAACAUGGUUAAUACAACCUUAAAUCACAAUCUCAUGGCUUGGAGAGAAAAACAGAACAACAACUAAACAAGUUUCAGAAAAUUAGUAUAACCUUCUACUCAUACUAAAAAAGAAAAGAAAUAUAUUAGAUCUAC